UUUGACGUCAGAGUGAGAAAAAUCGGCGUAGAUUGUAAACAGCGAUUUGCUUCUAGCGGGACGGAACCUAGGCGAGAGCGAAAAAAAAUAGAGAGCGAGAGAGAGAAAGAGAAAGCCAUACGUUUUCGGUGGUUUACGUAAAGCGGGACUCUUCGGGCGAGAGUGAGAAGAGAGAGAAAGCCAUCACUUUUCGGUGGUUUACGUACCGGAGCACGCGAUCCGUUGAUGCUGAAGGCUCUGUGUACUGUAUAAACUGACUAAAUCUAAACCACGCAAGAUGUUGUUUCCAGAUAUUGCACGCUAUGCCCAGUCAGCGAGGGAGAUAACUGCUGCAUUACUUAUUGUGUUCAACAUCACCAUCCUGGUGGUCAACAUCAUCAUCAUCGUGGCCGUGUUCAGAAACCCCUGGCUUAGGAGAUCGUUCAAGCACAUUUUCGUCGUCAACCUUGCCGUCUGCGACCUCAUAGUCGGCCUGUUUAUCUGUCCAGUGUACACCCACGUGACACUCCACGGAGAGCAGGGUCUCCCGUGUUCCACCAUCAACGCCCUCCGAUUCUUCACGGUCUCUCUGGUACCGUCCAUUGCCACUCUGGCCUUGUUCGUCAUCAACCUGGAUUACAUCUUCAAGCUCACCUGGUAUUACUACGCCAGCGCGAAGCACAACGCUCGGAUUUUCUUUACACUUCUUCUGCUGCCCUGGAUCAUUACGUUCAUAAUCAUGAUUCCUCUGUAUUUCGACGCGACAACAUCCAGAAGGAUCGACGGAUCUCCUUUAUGCGUCCGAGCUCUGAAGUCCUAUUCGGCGUCCUCCGUGGCGUUCAUCACAAUGAGCUUCUUCCCGCAAGCAAUCUUGGUUUUCGUGUCCUUCAUCGUGGCCGGAGUUCUCUACCUUUUCUCCAGAAGAUACACUGGACUCGACGUGGCGGGUGAACGCGUCCGGGCUCCGGUCGAUCUAGUCCUGGCCAGUUUCGUCACCAUCCUCUUCCUGGUCCCCUUCUUCAUCCUGCUGUCACCGGUUGGGAAGACGGGAUGCGACUCACGGGAUGAGUGCCACGCCCUCAACUGGGUGGCCAUCAUCGGGUUCUGGUUGUACUUUGCCAAGUCCUUUACCGUUCCUCUUUGCUGGCUGUUUUGUCGAGACCUGCGUCACGGCAUUGUAAACAUCGUAAACUUUUCCACGCGUUGAAAAAAAUCUCUGGAUGGGGUGGAUCUAUUUAAGGCAAGGCGAUGUGCUGCUUUACUGUGGGAUCAGACGAAACGGUCAGCGCUCUGUACAGAUUGUGGAGAACAUUUGACAUUGGUUUGUGAAUACUACUAAAUAGAACAAUAUAAGAUUGUUGAAUCUGCUAUGAACUUGAUAUUGAUGAAAAUGGUAGCCGAUGGAUUUUUGAUGUUGCAGGAAACAGGACGAAUUUACCAGGCGAAAAGAACAGAGAACAGAGGAUCUGCUUACGUUCUUCCUACCUGAACAGUUUAUGGAGUAAUAAAAACGCAUGUCUGUGAUGUUCUUUAUGUUAAAUACAUACAUAUAUACACACUUUUGAUAUAACAGCAACUCCCGUAUUUGAAUAAUUGCAGCUAGUAAGGCUUAUAAUAUAAUUUCUCAUUCGAGAACAUCUAGCAUUACGAAUGAUUUGACAUGGUACUAACAUUUGCCUUUUGUAAACAUCACUUGGACGCUCUCUCUCUCUCUCUCUCUCUCUCUCUCUCUCUCUCUCUCUCUCUCUCUCUCUCUCUCUCUCUCUCUCUCUCUCUCUCUCACAUAUUAUUUUCAGCUGUAAUGUAAAUCGAGUAUUUUGUUUCUGGGGGGUAACUCUGUUCUUACGUCAAAAACCUGCGUAUAACAAGAGUAUCAUCCCUUGAUAGCAAAGCAGAUUUUUGCAUGUUUAUAUUUCCGUAAAAUUGGUAGGUUUAUGGCACAGUAAUUAGUCUUAUACAUUAAUGUGUUUCGUAUGAUUGUGUUGUUUUUUGUAGUUAAUUUUUUUAAAAUAGUUUUUCUUAGCUAUUUAAUUAUGUAGGUAUACUUUACUUGAUGAUUAAUACCUAGCAUAGUCUGUUGUGCAUUUCUGGUGCUUUAAUUGGCGUGGACUAGACAUACAUUAUACAAUGUUGUAAAUACGGAUAAAACUUUUUUUCAAAUAAUGUAAUUGAAAUCAGAAUCCCUGACUAUAUACGUGUUUAUUUACUAUUAUCACUGUUCAUUUGUUUUAAGUUACUAUAUUAAGUUAUUUCUGAAUAUCCAUCAGGUUUCAAUUUGUUAUUUAUCAGCAAUCUUUCCUUUUCUAUAAAGUUAAUACACGUGUAUAUAAAAACAAUAAAAACAAAAGAACAGUAACGUAUCUAUGUUUGAAUUUCGUUUGUUUUGCAAAUAAGUAUAUUAUUGACAUUAUUCGUGUUGGAACCACCUCGGUGGAUCCAUUCAACUGAUUGGGUUUCGUUUUUCGUUCCAACCAAUGCAUUACAACUGGUCAAAGGCCGUGGUAUGUGUUUUCCUGUCUGUGCUGCUAAUAGAAAAAUGUAGCGGGUUUUCUCUGAUGACUAUGUCAGAAUUACUAAAUGUUUGACAUCCAGUAGCCGAUAAUUAAUUAAUUAAUGUGCUCUAGUGGUGUCAUUAAACAAAACAAACUUUAUUAUUCGUGCCGGUGACGCUUGGAAUAUGAGCUCUUUAUUUAUAUUUUUAAAAUGAAGAAAUAAUUUCGAAUUCAAUCAGAGAUUGAUGACAUACACAAUGAUCAUAUAUACAAAUUAACAUGGUUGUACUUAUGCUCUUCAAGUUAGAACACUGUGUCCUAAUUAUAUAUAUAUAUAUAUAUAUAAUUGACGAUUCUGGUAUUUUAGAUAAACAAAACCAGAACAGUAAUGUUCUAACGAUGAAGGAGAAACAGUUUAAUAGCCUACUUGUAUUUCAGUUUAGACAAUCCAUCUUUGCUGCAUUGUAUGAUAAUCUAUGCUCUGUAAUAUUCGCUUUAUAUAUAUUAGCUGAACUGUUGAAUUUGUUUAAUGUAUUUGAACGCAUAAAUAUAUUCGUUUAUUAGUUUUGUCAUUUAACAUGUUUCUACAGUUUAGUAUCAGUAUUAUCCCUUGUUGAAAAGUUCUAGGUUUUGGGGUGGGGUCUGAGAGGUAACAUAAAAAGGAUGUCACUUAAUGACCAUGAGGAAUCCAAAGACAUACCCAUAUAUUUUUGUUAAUCAAAAUCUUAUAUAUUGUUCAUACAUUUUAAUACACGAUUUAUUAACUGUUUUUUAAGAUCUUUUGGUUAAUGGUCCCAAAUGCAAAGCCAGUUGUUAAUUGUUGGGUGUCAUCCUAUAGAUUUUGAUGGAAUAAUAAACAAAAAAACAAAAACAAAACGAUUCAGACACUCAAGAAAAUAUUUUGUUUUCUUAUCCUGAAUUUUGAACUCUCGACCAUCUAUCUACUUUUUGCAAGUUGAUCUUGGAAUUGUUACCGAAAUGCGUGCAUUUGUUCACGUAUUUUUGUUCCAAACAUAUCAGGGAUCAGGUUCAAUAGAAAAUGUUAUUGUGUUGUGUUUUCUGGUCGUAUGACGCACAAUGGUGUACAAAAUUAAUUAAUAUUGUUCUGUUGUAAUUUUGGAGUUUUAUGCGAGGUGAUAGCACAACAUGUCUGUUUAGAUUACGUAUUAGCAGAUGUAUGCAAUCUAUAUAUUUGAUGUUGAAUAAAGUAUUUUAUUAUGUUGAA
Gigantopelta aegis is the source of this 3696-nucleotide messenger RNA. Its product is annotated as melatonin receptor type 1B-like. Gene Ontology annotation, cellular component: membrane. Bases 278 to 1186 code for a protein of 302 amino acids. The record is from RefSeq and is a predicted model, not a curated record. The transcript has 2 exons. NCBI's taxonomy places the organism in Eukaryota, Metazoa, Mollusca, Gastropoda, Neomphalida, Peltospiridae. Gene Ontology annotation, molecular function: G protein-coupled receptor activity. Gene Ontology annotation, biological process: G protein-coupled receptor signaling pathway.